Ectocarpus sp. CCAP 1310/34 is the source of this 318-nucleotide messenger RNA. The record is from the annotation of a GenBank genome assembly. Lineage: Eukaryota; Phaeophyceae; Ectocarpales; Ectocarpaceae.
AUGCGGAGCGUUAGCUGCCUGCGAGCAGUGGUCUCGCCAUGCAGUAGCGGGAGACCUACUGGGAGGUGGAGCCGACAGUCUCUUUUUAUCGCGCCGCAUCGGCCGUCUGCCGCCCCUGCUCGAAGACUGACGACAACCACAGGAGCGGCAGGAGCACCCCCGCGAGGCUACUCCCGCCACCGUCAUCCAAGAAACCCUGUCCCUGGGAAGGAUGACUUGCCGACGAUUCUCACUGCAGCGGGAAUGGUGAAGCUGUGCGGCCUGCCGUGGAACAGAGGAUCGCCGCUGGUUGGAUUGGACGUUGCACCCAGCAAGUGA